AUGAACAACACUCAGCACAACAAUGAUUAUUCUCGGUUCACACCACGUUCGGCAGUGUACCCACAAGUGAUCGAGAGGAAGGGUGGAGUCGGGAGUUCUACAGACGGAUUUAUUGUUCUCCUUGGCUUCAUAUACUGUUGUUACGAAAUUGUUCGUAGGAUUUAUGAGAAACUCAUUUGUUUCACCGUUUGCUUCAACAGUUUUGACGCAUUCGAAACGGAUGUCGAUGGCCUCCAUCCAGAAGACGGUGAACGAGGUCUGCGUCCAGCACCAGCCGCUCAGGUAGCGCUGGGUCAGAUCCUAUUGAGGAGACACUCACUAGGCAUGCUGUUGCGGUUAGUGACGACGAGCGUUUGGCUGCUGACGGUGGCCGUGACGACGGCGAGCUCAGCAGCAACUGAUGUCAACUUCGAGAACGCACUCACAGAAAACCAUCAGAGAAUGCGUCACCGGUCUCUGCAGUCAGUAUCCCGAGUGAAUCCACGCGGUAUGGCGUUUUCCAUGACGAUCGUGGUCCAGCUACAUCCACUGUUCAUCACCAAAGUCGAUCGAGCGUUCCAUGUGCGCUGUUUCUACAUGGAAGCCGAGAAAGCUGUCGGAGCUCAGAUUGGAGUC
Ostertagia ostertagi is the source of this 615-nucleotide messenger RNA. NCBI's taxonomy places the organism in Eukaryota, Metazoa, Nematoda, Chromadorea, Rhabditida, Trichostrongylidae. The record is from the annotation of a GenBank genome assembly.